UAUACUCUCUCUCUCUCUCUCUCUCUCUCUCUCUCUCUCUCUCUCUCUCUCUGUGUGUGUGUCAAAAAGGGGUGUCUAUGCUUUCUAGGCAAGGUAGCUAUAGUAGAAGAUAGCUUAAAGGCUUCAAGCUAGUGAUACACCUGGUGAUUGGUCUAAAAUGGGGAGGUCACCAUGCUGUGAGAAGGUGGGGUUGAAGAAAGGUCCAUGGACACCUGAAGAAGACCAGAAACUUUUGGCCUACAUUGAAGACCAUGGUCAUGGAAGCUGGCGUGCCUUGCCUGCCAAAGCUGGGCUGCAGAGAUGUGGGAAGAGCUGUAGACUGAGGUGGACAAACUAUCUCAGACCUGAUAUCAAGAGAGGCAAGUUUAGUUUGCAGGAAGAACAGACCAUCAUCCAACUCCAUGCUCUGCUUGGAAACAGGUGGUCAGCUAUAGCAACAUAUUUGCCGAAAAGAACAGACAACGAGAUCAAAAACUAUUGGAACACACACCUCAAAAAAAGGCUAACCAAGAUGGGUAUCGAUCCAGUGACUCACAAGCCUAAAAGCGAAGCUCUCGGCCCAGGCCAGCUAAAGGACGCCGCCAACCUCAGCCACAUGGCUCAAUGGGAAAGCGCUCGGCUCGAAGCCGAAGCUAGACUUGUCCGAGAGUCCAAGCUCCACGUCAUCAAUCCUUUCCACAGCUCCUCCGCCGCCGCACCACCUCAUCACCACCACCACCACCACCACCUAGCUCCUCUGCCACCACCGCCGCCACUAUGUCUCGACGUACUAACGGCCUGGAAAGGGUCGUGGCUAAAGACCCCGAAAGACAACGCCAUCGCCGGCAACAUCUUCGCCGCCCUUGAGUCGCCGACAUCGACGUUGAAAUUCGGGGAAAACCCAUUUCCGAUCAUUAACGCUGGAUUGUUUGGGAACAAUUCGGUAGCAGUAAUUGAACAAUUGGUGAACAAAUCGAACAAUUUCACGGAGAUGAAAGAGAGAAUCGACAGUGCUGCAAUGGAGUUUCAUGACAUGGUUGGGUAUUCAAACGACGAUGUUUAUAUUGCAGAGACUUUGAAGAAUGCAAAUAAUGCGAAUAUACUUAUUCCCAAUUUCAUGGACGGGCUUACUGAUCUAUUGCUUGAGAAUUCCAACGAGAUUGUCAACUCCGAGAAUGUUGGAGGGAGUUGUUACAGCGUUGAUUUUGAAGAGAAUAAGAAUUACUGGAACAGCAUAUUGAGUGUGGUUAAUUGUUCGCCGUCUGGUUCGCCAGUGUUUUAAAUUCUAGGGUUUGUGAUAACAAAAAGUCUAGUGCUUUAGAGGUUUAGUGAAGUAAUAAAUAUGUAAUUUGCAAUGUAUCAAUUGCAAUAAUAAAUCAUUUAGGUUAUUAUUAAGAUAAUUACUAGUGUUAUUAAUUCCACUUAAAAAAUAGUAAUAAAUAAAAAUUAUCUAACGAAAAGUAAUUACCAUUGUCUCACCAGUAAAAACAAGAACCACUCUUUAUAGGGUGAGGUCUCAGAAUCAAAUCUUAUGAAGAAUAGUUUGAUACUCUUUGUAGUGUGGUGAUUUAUUUCUACUCCAUUAUGAGAGUUGAUUGUAUGUUGUUGUUGGGUUUAGGCUUAAUGAAUUAAUUGUUGGGUUU
Molecule: messenger RNA, 1622 nt
Organism: Camellia sinensis
Lineage: Eukaryota; Viridiplantae; Streptophyta; Magnoliopsida; Ericales; Theaceae
Product: transcription factor MYB16
Source: RefSeq, a predicted model, not a curated record